GUUUUGCAGAGAAACAGAGAAGACAGAAGGAAAGGCAGAAUGCGACGGUUGAUGUUGAUCUCAUUCUCACCUUCAACUCUCCUUCGACUUGCACCCUUUCAAACCCAAACCCUUCAAUGCUAUCUUUGCACAACCACAAUUACAGAAAAGCCUCGCCCUGUUCUGGAACACGAACUCGAUCAUUCCACCGUUCGCGAAACGCUACUCUCAUUCAACAAUGAUUGGAAGCGCGCCCUCGAUUUCUUCAACUGGGUAGAGUCCCACUGUCACUUCCACCACUCCACCGACACCUACAACCUCAUGCUCGACAUUCUCGGCAAGUUCUUCGAGUUCCCCCUAUGUUGGGACUUGAUUCACCGAAUGCACACGCGCCCCUCUUCUCCCCCCAACCAUGCCACCUUCCGCGUCAUGUUCAAACGCUACGUCUCAGCUCACGCCGUCGACGAUGCCAUUCACACUUUCAACCGCCUCCGGGAGUUCAAUUUGAAGGACCCCACUUCCUUCUCCAACCUCGUCGACGCCCUCUGCGAGUACAAGCACGUUCUGGAGGCUCAAGAUUUGGUUUUUGGCAGCAACAAUAGUUUUGACGUUGAUGGGGUUGGCAACACCAAGAUCCACAACAUGGUUCUUCGUGGUUGGUAUAAAUUAGGGUGGUGGGGUAAGUGCAAGGAGUUUUGGGAGGAGAUGGAUAGAAAAGGGGUUCAUAAGGAUUUGCACUCUUAUUCAAUAUAUAUGGAUAUUUUAUGCAAAGGGGGAAAACCUUGGAAGGCUGUGAAAUUGUUCAAGGAGAUGAAGGGAAAAGGUAUCCAAUUAGAUGUGGUGGUAUACAACAUUGUUAUUCGAGCCGUUGGUCUUUCCCAAGGGGUUGAUUGUUCGAUUAGGGUUUUCCGUGAAAUGAAGGAGUCAGGGAUCAAUCCCAGUGUUGUUACCUAUAACACCAUGAUAAGGCUUUUGUGCGAUAGCUAUAGACACAAGGAGGCACUUGCAUUGCUUCAUACCAUGCGUCACAAUGGUUGCCACCCUAAUGCUGUUUCUUAUCAUUGUUUUUUUGCUUCCAUGGAGAAGCCUAAACAGAUAAUUGGCUUGUUUGAUGGCAUGAUUGGCGGUGGAAUUCGACCCAGCAUGGACACCUAUGUCAUGCUUCUGAAGAAGUUUGGGAGGUGGGGGUUUCUUCGGCUGGUUUUUAUAGUUUGGAAUAGAAUGGAACAACUUGGGUGUAGUCCUGAUGCGUCUGCUUACAAUGCUUUGAUAGAUGCUCUUGUGGACAAGGGGUUGAUAGAUAUGGCUAGGAAGUACGAUGAAGAGAUGUUGGUUAAAGGACUUUCUCCUAAGCCCAGGAGAGAGUUGGGGACAAAGCUGUUGGGAGGAGAAUCUGCUGAUGAAUAGCUUACAUACGCCCAAGAGUAGAAUUGAAGUUCAGAGGCUUGCAUACGACAACAUUACUUGAAAUAAUCUUUCUUUGAAUCCUAACAUUAAGACCCCAUUUUUCUUCUUCCCUCCUCUCCUCCUUUUAACCACUUAGCUCAGAAUCAGAAAUCAGUCUAUCCCCCACCCCCUUUCUGUAUAUGAUCAGACUCUGAGUUCCCAGUUUUUGUAUAUGAUAUAGAAGAUUUUCUGAUGAGGAGUGUUAUUCCCCUUUUUAAUCUGAUUAUUUAUGGUCAAUAUCUUUGAAGAUGCUUGAAAUUGGAGACUAAACCCCAGCAAAACCUUGGACAACCGUCAAAUUAAUUUGGCCAUGACAAUGAAUCGGCCAAUCCAGGUUAGCAUUUAAGAGGUUUUCCUGUGGUGUGUAUUGGGGUAUUUCAAAAGUUUCUUAGGGAACAAGUCCUACAUCUACAAGCCAAGGAGAGAAACUCAAUUUAUAUAUCAUCAUUCACCUUAGACUCGUAAAAAGGAGCUAAAGACUCAUAUUGGAGGUGUUUAAUUUUAGCCUGUUUUCGAAUUUUUUUACCAUUAUUUUGCAGCUUCUUCUGUGCACCUCUCUUGUAUCUUUCUUUCUUUCUUUCUUUCUUUUUCCUGUGACCGUGUGAGCCUCGGAUUUGUCCGAAUAGCUUCUUGCACUUGUAUUCUAAGGGAAAUUCGUAACUUGCAAGUUUACAUUGUGAUGAGAGCAAAUCUUUUAGGUCAGUGUUAUCACAAAAGAAAACAAAAUCUGAACUAAUUAGUGUAAUAUGUUCGUAUAUUUUAAUUUAAUUUGACUAGUUA
Messenger RNA from Abrus precatorius (Indian licorice), 2205 nucleotides. Its product is annotated as pentatricopeptide repeat-containing protein At1g80550, mitochondrial. Gene Ontology annotation, molecular function: protein binding. The record is from RefSeq and is a predicted model, not a curated record. The transcript has a single exon. NCBI's taxonomy places the organism in Eukaryota, Viridiplantae, Streptophyta, Magnoliopsida, Fabales, Fabaceae. Bases 40 to 1386 code for a protein of 448 amino acids.